UCAGAAAUCUCGCGAUAAGAGAAGAAGGGAAGAAGCGUGAGGGGUUUCUUGAUUUAGCGCGUGCGGUUCUCUCUUUCCUUUACAAGUGAUUCGGAGGAACGGAGCACAUUUGCACGCGUGGCGCACCUAAACAGUAAACAUGGUGCUGUUGCACGUGCUUUUCGAGCACGCGGCUGGAUAUGCGUUAUUCGCUGUCAAAGAAGUUGAAGAGAUCGGGAUGCUUCUACCUCAGGUGGAGGAGAGCGUACUAAACGUAGGAAAGUUUAGUACUGUGGUCAGACUAAGUGCUUUCUUUCCGUUUAAAUCCGCCCAGGGUGCGCUUGAAAACAUCAAUGCAGUUUCUGAAGGUGUUGUCCAUGCAGAUCUCAAGUUGUUUUUGGAGACCAACCUGCCGUCCGGAGGUAAAAAGAAGACUAUGUUGGGUGUGUCUGAUGCUAAGCUUGGAGCAGCGCUGCAGGAGGAGCUGCAGUUGUCCAUUCAAACAGGAGGCGUAGUUGCCGAAAUAAUACGAGGUGUGCGUCUGCACUUUCAUUCCCUGGUCAAGGGGCUCACCGCCCAAGCAGCGUCUAAAGCUCAACUGGGUUUGGGCCACAGCUACUCCAGGGCCAAAGUCAAAUUCAACGUCAACAGGGCAGACAACAUGAUCAUCCAGUCCAUCGCCCUCCUAGAUCAACUAGACAAAGAUAUCAACACGUUCUCCAUGCGUGUUCGUGAAUGGUACGGGUACCAUUUCCCAGAGCUGAUAAAGAUAGUGAGCGACAACAGCUCAUACUGUAAACUGGCCAAGCUGAUCGGGAACCGAAAGGAAAUGACGGAGGAGAUUCUGGAAGCCCUUGAGGAGAUCACCAUGGACAGCGGCAAAGCUCAGGCCAUUCUGGAUGCUUCUCGUAGCUCUAUGGGCAUGGAUAUCUCACCGAUUGACCUGAUCAACAUCGAGAGCUUUUCCAGUCGCGUGGUGUCCCUCACAAACUACAGACAGGAGCUGCAAGAGUACCUGCGUUCGAAAAUGGGCCAGGUGGCGCCAAAUUUAGCAGCUUUGAUUGGUGAAGUGGUCGGAGCACGUCUCAUCUCCCACGCUGGAAGUUUGACAAACCUGGCCAAAUAUCCGGCCUCCACAGUGCAGAUCCUGGGAGCAGAGAAGGCCCUGUUCAGGGCGCUGAAGACUAGAGGAAACACUCCGAAGUAUGGUCUCAUUUUCCACUCGACGUUCAUCGGACGCGCAGCUGCCAAAAACAAAGGGCGCAUCUCUCGGUACCUGGCCAAUAAAUGCACCAUUGCGUCGCGCAUCGACUGCUUUUCAGAGGUGCCAACCAGUGUGUUUGGAGACAAACUGCGUGAUCAAGUAGAAGAACGUUUGGCUUUCUAUGAGACCGGAGAAGCUCCACGGAAAAACUUGGAUGUUAUGAAAGAGGCCGUUGCUGAGGCCACUGAGGUAGCGGCUGAGAUCAAACGAAAGCUUGAUAAGAAGGAAAAGAAGAAAAAGAAAAGGGAAAAGAAAAAGCUUGAAGCCCUUUCCACAGCUGAAGGAGAUGUGGAGGAGAAUGGAGAUGCAGAGGUGAGCGUGAAGAAGAAAAAGGUUAAGAAGCAGGUUGAGGAGGAACCUGAGGAGGAGGUCACAAACGGGUUGGAGGCCACACCUUCUAAGAAGAAAAAGAGGAAGAUUGAAGCCGUUGAGGCAGAGCCGGAGACAAAAGAGGAGGAGGAUCAGACCGAGAAGAAAAAGAAAAAAAAGAAAAAGAAGGCUGGGGAGGAUGAAUAAAUUCGAUCCUCCUGACUGGACCUUUUUUUGUAUUGUACAGCUUUUAGUUGUUUUUGGUUCAUCAGUGUUGGACUUAAGUCAAGUGUUGGAGACGCUUGGAAGCCAGACACGGUGAUGCGUCGAUGGUUAGCAAACAUGGUUUUAUUUACUGUGAUUUCUUAAAGCACCUUCAUCUGAAAUGGAUGGUUGAUCUGUGCCUUGAGUUAAAAUAAAAUAACAGCCCUUUGGGGGUUAUUAAAAAGAGUUUGUGUUUGGUCAAACUUGUCAUUCAGAUUGUAUGAAACUCAAUUUAUACCAUUUCAUGUAAAUAAUUAAAUUACACACUUGGAAUUGUAAGUCUCGAUUCAAGUUAUCAUUUAUGGUAGCAUCUUACUUUGAGAGAUAUUUUUGUACUUGUAGACUGCAGCUAUCAGAAUUGAAAAUGGUGCAUGUGGCUUUACCAAGCUUUUUGCCAUGCCAGUACUCCAGCCAUUGUAUUCUAAUGUUUUGGGCUGUUUAAUUGUUUGGCCUUUCAAUAAAUUCAGAAUGGGUCAUGCUA
This is a messenger RNA of Misgurnus anguillicaudatus (oriental weatherfish), 2297 nucleotides long. NCBI's taxonomy places the organism in Eukaryota, Metazoa, Chordata, Actinopteri, Cypriniformes, Cobitidae. The record is from RefSeq and is a predicted model, not a curated record.